UAAUAACAAACUAUAAACUAACUAAAAUAACUGAAUAAACAAAUUAAAUUAAAAUUCGAAUUAAUUCUUUUCUUUAUUCUAACGAAAAAGAAUGCCAUGAACAGGACCCCCCUCUUUCGGCAAUGCGUUGGGCUUAUCCAUGUAUUUUGAGUUUUGCAAGAUUCUACGAGAAAACCACACAAAUCUCUAUCAAAUCAAUGGUGCCAUGGCAUCAAUUCAUCCAAAUAUCUCAAUGGAACCUUCACCUUUUCAUUUCCUUUUGCCUCCUUUUCCUUCAUCUUAAUUACGUAAUUCCCAAGCUCACCACCUUCAAACAAUGGCGUAUAUCCCCACCCAUGUAUAUAUAUGUUUAUGUUCAUGACAGCAUCAAAUCAAUCAACCACCAUUUGCUUCAACCUUCAAAUUUCUCUUCAGAAUUUUCACUAUAUGGAUCGAGUUGCAAAACUGGCAUCUCAAAAGGCAGUGGUGAUCUUCAGCAAGAGCUCGUGUUGCAUGUGCCAUGCAAUCAAGAGACUGUUUUACGAGCAAGGGGUGAGCCCAGCAAUCUACGAGCUGGACGAAGAUGCAAGAGGCAAGGAAAUGGAGUGGGCUUUGACGAGACUCGGGUGCAAGCCGCCGGUCCCGGCGGUGUUUAUAGGUGGCAAAUUUGUUGGCUCUGCGAACACAAUCUUGACCCUUCAGCUCAAUGGUUCGUUGAAGAACUUGCUCAAAAAUGCAGGGGCCAUUUGGCUUUGACCUUGUACUGAAAGUAAUUUAUAGAGACUGCUAAUUAAUGUAUCUUUUAUAUGAACUUGUGCUUUGAAUUUUGGAAAUUUUGAGUCUAAUCCUCAAAGUCAAACACUUUUCUCUC
Gossypium raimondii (Peruvian cotton) is the source of this 850-nucleotide messenger RNA. RefSeq names its product monothiol glutaredoxin-S10. NCBI's taxonomy places the organism in Eukaryota, Viridiplantae, Streptophyta, Magnoliopsida, Malvales, Malvaceae. The record is from RefSeq and is a predicted model, not a curated record. The coding region runs from base 346 to 735 and encodes 129 amino acids. The transcript has a single exon.